Messenger RNA from Microdochium trichocladiopsis, 205 nucleotides. RefSeq lists its product as uncharacterized. The annotation marks the transcript as partial. The transcript is spliced from 2 exons. The record is from RefSeq and is a predicted model, not a curated record. Lineage: Eukaryota; Fungi; Ascomycota; Sordariomycetes; Xylariales; Microdochiaceae.
GCAAUCUGCCUCGAAGUCCUAGUGGAUGUGGACAGCGUCCGACGAUUGAAAUGCAAACAUCUGUUCACACGACUUGCAUCGACUCUUGGCUCAAAAACCGUCAUGUCGAUUGCCCAUUAUGCAAGUCAAUAUUUAUUCCAACAGAGGCGUAACGGGCUGAGCGGUAAUGACCUCGGGCCAAUUCCUCGUCGGCUGCAACUUUCCU